AUGUCUGAAAGGGCAUCUAUAUCCAAAGACCCCGUGCUACCACCUAGCGCCCCCCAAAGGUUGGCCUCUAGAUCACCGUUGACUUUGCGAGUGCAUUUGCGCAACCCUGGGCGUGCAAGCAUUGACCAAGAAUCAAGUUCAGCAUUGGGGUUAGGGAGACAUGUCCCCCCAUCCUUUGCUUACCCAACGCCGGGUACUGGGCGCAAGAAUGGUACGCAAAGGAGCUCGUUUGUGUUCAAGAAGAACGUUCGAGCCCUAGACUUGGAGCCUGCUUCCGCGCCAAGGCACGACCUACAAGGUAUAUGCAAUGCUGAUGUCAAAGACUCGGAUUCUCCAACAGAGGGGAGUAUUACAACAAGUAGACCGGUGUUUAGCAAGGUCGUGGGCACGAACUCCGCCAAACACACAGAGAGUUUGCAGAGAAAUGACGGGAGCAAGGACAAAGGCGGAGGCAAGGGUGGUUUGGAGGCGGACUCAAGCUUGGACAACAAGGAAGGAGGCGACAAAGUGUUGGGUUCUCCUCAAAGGCAAAAAGAAUUAUCAAUAGACUUGAAAAGCGGUGGGCUCUCUAGAUCUCGCGUUUGCACUGCUGCCAAUAUUCAGCAGAAGUUUUUCCCCGAAAUUUCGGUUGCUACUAUUCGCCGGCGCCUCCGUGAAAUUGGCCUUUCAUCUUAUACGCGUCAGAAGGUUCCUCUCCUGUGUUAUCGUCAUCGCCUGACCUGCAAGGCGUGGGCCAAACAGCAUGAAACAUGGUGCCUUGCUGAAUGGCUCUGUGCUCUCUUCUCUGAUGAGUCGAAAUUCAACGUAUUCCGCUCUGAUGGCCGCCACUAUUGCUGGAGGCGCCCAGGGGAAGGUCUAGACCCACGCUACACUGAAAAAAUGGUCAAGCACAGUGGGGGAAAUGUGAUGGUCUGGGGGUGUAUUACCCCCAAGGGCGUUGGUCGACUUAUCCGUAUUGAUGGACAACUCACUGCUGCAAAGUACAUUGAGAUACUUAAGGAGGGGCUUCUUGGGACACUAAAGGACUAUAAGAUACCCAUUAGGCAUUUUUUGUUUCAACAGGACAACGACCCAAAGCACACAGCCAAGAUUACCAAGGCAUGGUUCAAGGAGAAAUCAAUCUCCGUGCUUCCCUGGCCUGCACAAAGCCCCGAUAUGAAUAUCAUCAAGAACGUAUGGAGCUAUCUUGACCGUAAGGUUCAUUCCCGCAACCCUCCUCCACGUAAUACAACCGAGUUGUGGGAGGCACUGCAUGAGGAGUGGGAGUGCAUUGACCAAGGUUUUAUUACCAAGUUAUAUGAGUCUAUGCCUAAUAGAAUUGAUGCUCUGCUUUCUGCCAAGGGUGGAAAUACCCCCUAUUAA
Molecule: messenger RNA, 1362 nt
Organism: Rhizoctonia solani
Lineage: Eukaryota; Fungi; Basidiomycota; Agaricomycetes; Cantharellales; Ceratobasidiaceae
Product: Transposable element Tcb2 transposase
Exons: 6
Coding region: 1-1362 (453 amino acids)
Biological process (GO): DNA transposition; DNA integration
Molecular function (GO): DNA binding
Source: RefSeq, a predicted model, not a curated record